AUGCCCACCGCCAGGAUGGGGAUGAUGGAGAAGUGGGAGGAGGUCCCCCACAUGGAGGUGAGCCAGGGCGGGCUGGUCAUGGACAGAGGAAAUAUGGCGUGGCUGCUCGCCCGCACCAAUCAGACCAAGAAAGUGACGACGCCCCGACGAGGGACCUGGAACGAGCCAGACCUGCUCCCAGCAGCAUGGGAAGAAGGAAAAGUCAUUGUGACAAUAUAA
Messenger RNA from Gaeumannomyces tritici R3-111a-1, 219 nucleotides. RefSeq lists its product as hypothetical. The coding region runs from base 1 to 219 and encodes 72 amino acids. The transcript has a single exon. NCBI's taxonomy places the organism in Eukaryota, Fungi, Ascomycota, Sordariomycetes, Magnaporthales, Magnaporthaceae. The record is from RefSeq and is a predicted model, not a curated record.